UGCGCGCAUGUCGCUCUCUCUAUCGUAGUGAUAGUUCGUAAUAAGUUCGUAGCAUUAACGUUAGUUAAGAUGUGUUUAGCUAAGGAAGAGAAUUCACCGCAAAAGGAGGUGUCGCCUCCGAGGUCGCCUUGGGCAAAGCUUCUGAACCGACAGAACUCCAAACCGAGGCUUCCUCGUAAAGUGGCGAGCUCUACGCGUGUGAAUCUUAACAAGUGCUGGUCGAAGCUUGGAGAGCUGAUCUCCAACAAUUCGCCGCGCGCUGACCUGCCAUCACAAAAGACUGCAUAUCCUGAGGAACCUAUUAUAGUGCCUUUCUCCGACUUUUUCUAUCCCUUGGACCCGGUCAAACCGGCGCCAGUGGAAGACGACGACAACGCUGAAAAUCAGAAUAUUGUCAACACGAGUCGCUUCGAGCUGAUUUCCGACGAUUCUGAAAUCAACGACAACAUGGCCAACGAAGUACGGGAAAUCUGCUACGCCGCCAACAAGCACAACUGUUUCGUAUGUAAGAUUUGUUAUUAAUCUAAUUCGAUAUUUGCUCAAUCGUCCUGUCUUCCAUCUUUCAAAUUUUCUUUUCUGAUUAAAUCUUAAAUUGUUUCGGUAAAGAUGCAGUGAAAACAAAAUCUUGUCUUCCAACAAGUAGAUUUAGUGGCUCGCGGUUCGCGGGCAGUCCAUGUCUUCCAUUAGACUUAGUGCAGUGAGUUGGUGAUACCACGCUUUCGGCUCAGAGUUUAAAUGUGAUUUUAGGUGUCGUUUAACUGUGAUCUCUAGCGUUAUGUGUCUCUGAGCGAACGCGAUGUAACAUCACUCGCUAUAAAUUAGUUUCGAUAUAAUGUAACAGUAUAAAAUUGUCCAUUCAAGUUUUGGUAGACAGCUUUAACGACAAACUGCACUGUAAUUAUUGACGCACCAGUUUCAGGCUAUCUCAAAUUCUUGGUCUUAGCAGUUUCUGCUUAGUUUUUGUUUAUCUUUGUCCAACGUCUUCCAUUAGUUUUAAGAGAGUUCUAUUAUAUGUUGUCUGUGAUACAAAGUUUAUGAGUAAACGAAGCUUUAAUUAGGUUAAGUAAAAAUGAUUAUUUGAAGGUAAUUAAGCUCUAGUUUGUAACUUGGAUAUUGAGUGCUCGGGAAUGUUAGUAAUGUAUUUUACUUAGGUAUCAAAUCCAGUGUUUAGUUAAGUGUUUAAAAGUUAGUUUUUGGUAUGAACUAAGACAUAUCAGUGACAAAAGCUUUAAUAGUUUAUAAGUUUGUACAUUACUAAUUGAACGAAGUUAUUCAAGUGUUCAUUAAUAUGUAUAAGUUUAGUAUGUAUGAUCUAAAACGGGCCGAAUGUGUCAAUUAAUUAGACUGUAAUUUAGAAAUUUCUUAAUGUAGCUGUAACUUCCAUGUUAUUUGAUUCCUUGUAUCUUUAGUUUUUAGUUUAUUUGAAUUUACUUAAUGAAUUCUUCCUUAUGUGUCAAUUAAUUAGGUUAUAAUCCUCCUUUCAAAUUUACCAUUCGAUUUCUCUUUUUGGCAUUAGAAUAAGUUUUAGUAUUAAUAUUUGUUAAGGAAUUUCAAGACUUUCGUUUGAUCUCCCAGUCUUAAUAAAUAACAAAUUAUCAAAUA
Molecule: messenger RNA, 1602 nt
Organism: Leguminivora glycinivorella
Lineage: Eukaryota; Metazoa; Arthropoda; Insecta; Lepidoptera; Tortricidae
Exons: 2
Coding region: 70-522 (150 amino acids)
Source: RefSeq, a predicted model, not a curated record